Molecule: messenger RNA, 672 nt
Organism: Zingiber officinale
Lineage: Eukaryota; Viridiplantae; Streptophyta; Magnoliopsida; Zingiberales; Zingiberaceae
Exons: 4
Coding region: 47-484 (145 amino acids)
Biological process (GO): translation
Cellular component (GO): ribosome; cytosolic large ribosomal subunit
Molecular function (GO): structural constituent of ribosome
Source: RefSeq, a predicted model, not a curated record
GAAACCUAAAUUAGCAAUCUGGCCUCCUAACUCGCGAUCUCCUUUCAUGCAAACUCCCUUCGCCGAAACCACUGACCCUAAGCUCCGUCUCCGUCUUCGUCAACUUCUUGAUCCCAGCACAAGCGCAGGAGGAGGAGAACCAAUGUUUCCGCCCCCUUCCUCAUUCGUCUCCAUCCUUGCCCAUCUUUGGGUACAAGCCAAAACAACAAAGAAGAUUGUGUUGACACUUCAAUGCCAGAGCUGUAAGCAUUAUUCACGUCAUCCAAUAAAAAGAUGCAAGCACUUUGAGAUUGGAGAAGACAAAAAGGGCAAGGGAACUUCUCUCUUCUCGUUUGUUUUUUUCUUCCAAAUUCUAGGAGCAGCAACUACAUGCUAUGUGGCACUGCAUCCGAACCUCAGGAGUGUGACUGGAAAGUACUUCGACGAAGAACUAUCAAGAAGGCUUUGGUAUUUAAGCGAGAAGAUGGUUAAAGCCAAUGAGUAAAGAGAAUUCAAGUUAAGAGGAUAAGUAGCAUCUAUCAAGAUCCUUUAAGUUUAUGUAAUAAGAUGUAGUUGAUAGGACUAGUUUUGAGUAUCUUCUAAUUAAAAUUUCUUUGUAUGCGAGUAAUUAUGUUUGUUAUAGAAGUGUAAGGAUGAUAAUUUAUAUAUUUAUCUCAGUUGUUUAUUUAAUAA